Messenger RNA from Emiliania huxleyi CCMP1516, 1071 nucleotides. RefSeq lists its product as hypothetical. NCBI's taxonomy places the organism in Eukaryota, Haptophyta, Isochrysidales, Noelaerhabdaceae. The coding region runs from base 1 to 1071 and encodes 356 amino acids. The record is from RefSeq and is a predicted model, not a curated record. The transcript has 2 exons. Gene Ontology annotation, molecular function: oxidoreductase activity, acting on paired donors, with oxidation of a pair of donors resulting in the reduction of molecular oxygen to two molecules of water.
AUGGACACUGUUCGCGUCGCCGCCGAAAGCUCCUGCUCGCGCGCGACUGCGCUCGCGGCCGCCAAAUCGGCCGCCUCGCUCGUCUUUACCGCUUGCUGGUACUACAAGUGCGGCCGAGCUCUCCUCUAUGCGCCGCACCACGUCGCCGCCUCGCUCGUCAGCGUCAUCGUCAUACGCUGGUACCACCGGCGCGCGGCUGCGCCUGCGACCCUAGUCGCCGUUGCGAGAGAGGAACUGCGCGGCAUCGCCAGCGACUGGACGGCGCCGCUUGCGAAUUGCGCGCGCGCUCACGCCGUGUCGUGGAAGCGGCUGUACGUCGACCUCUGCGCGAGUGCGAGCGCGCUGCCGUCCUACGCGAACCUCGGCCCGCUGGGCCUCGGCCGCAUGAUCCACGGGUCUAUGUGGCUCCCGGCGAUGCAGGUCGCUGAUGCGGGGCACGCGCUGCUCAUAUUUAGCCGGUGGCGCGGCGCGCUGGUCUGCAUCGACGCGCUCGUGCUGCUGCUAAUCUUUGCGGCUUACAUGCUGCUGACGCACCUUGCAAACACUCUUGCGCACCGCUUCUUCGCGCACCGCUGCUUCAAGACGUCGCGCGCGUUCACGUGGCUGCUCGCCGCCUUUUGCAACACGGGGACCCGCUGCAUGUGGUGGAGCAGUUUGCACCGCCACCACCACAGGCACAGCGACGGUAAAGAGGACCCGCACAGCCCGGUGCAGUGCGGCGUCGCAUACGCCUACCUCGGUUGGCUGUUCGACCGGCACAACUUCCGGACCAGAGUCGAACACAUGAGGGACUGGCAGGCGGACGCGCCGGAACUCUUUGCGCUCGAGCUGCUCGCGGCCGGAGAGGCGCAGGAUGUCGUGGACGCGACCCUCCUCCGCCCGGCGCGCGCGCUGGCCGCGUGGUGGUUCGUCGACCCGACCGACUUCGUGGUCCACCGCUUCGGCGACAUGGCGAGGGACGCCGCCUCGGCGGGAGGCGCCUUCGCGGAGGACUGGGUCUUCGGCGCGAUUUUGCUGCUCGAGCGGUGCGGGCUGGUGUGGGAAGUGCGCAGACGGCCAAAGACUGAGUAG